This is a messenger RNA of Nicrophorus vespilloides, 1606 nucleotides long. Its product is annotated as activating signal cointegrator 1. Bases 44 to 1582 code for a protein of 512 amino acids. Gene Ontology annotation, biological process: positive regulation of DNA-templated transcription. Gene Ontology annotation, cellular component: nucleus. The record is from RefSeq and is a predicted model, not a curated record. The transcript has 8 exons. NCBI's taxonomy places the organism in Eukaryota, Metazoa, Arthropoda, Insecta, Coleoptera, Silphidae. Gene Ontology annotation, molecular function: transcription coactivator activity; zinc ion binding.
GUGUCAAAAGUAGUGUGUUUCACAAUAUUGUGCUCAAAUAAUCAUGGAGAAAAUGAAUUGCAUUAAAGAAUAUUUAAGUCCUAUAUUGAAUGAUGAUGUGUCCGAUGAUAUUAUACAGUACAUUUCCACAUUUAACACAGUCGAAGACUAUGAUGAUUUCAUGGAAAACAUUGUCGACACUUCAAAUCGAAUGCAUGUACAGAUGUACAAUAAGUUGAAGAUGGUGUUGUUUAAGACACAGAGUGGUAAAAAAAAUCAAAAUCAGAGGAGCCAAACGAAGGGUAAAGAAAGAAUCUCUGAGCAGAUUCCUCUUGCCCCCUCAACAUCAUCAUCAACUUCAGCAGGUGGUGGUAAAGGGAACAACAAGGGGAACAAGACGAAAUUCACCAAUUUUUACAGUUACGAUAAUAAACCUGGUUUAAGGAAAGGUCGUCAUCCAUGUAAUUGUCAAGCGAGUAAACACGUCUUGAUCAACAAUUGUUCAAAAUGCGGAAGGAUUGUUUGCGAACAAGAAGGCUCUGGUCCUUGCCUCUUCUGUGAUAACAUGGUGUGUACUAGGCAAGAGAUGGCGCUGCUGAAUGCGAAAACCAAAGAGUCCGAUAAGUUCAGGAAUCAUUUGUUGGAGCAGAAGAAGACGAAGGAAUUCAAGCAGGCUUUGGAGAAUCGCAAUCGUUUACUGCAGACUGAUCAGAUGGGGGCGACGAAGAACAAAGUUUUCGACGAUCAAAACGAUUACUUCGAUCUGAACUCGAAGUGGUUGAACGAUAAGGAGAAGGACGGUGCGCGGCGGCAGUACAGGGGGGCGCGCGAGAUGUUGCACAAGUCGAAGAAGGAUUUCAAGUUGGCGUUGGAUUUUGCGAGCAGAACCGUGACCAUCAACGAUGACGAUCAGAAGAAGAAUCACGAGAAGAUGCUCGCCGGUGUUAACAAGCUGCUGGAUAACGCGGAUCGUAGAUUUCCGAAGAAUUUGUUCGACGGUGAAAAGGCGGAGUUGAUCGCGGAAAUCGUGAGUUUGAUGGGUCAGAGGAGCGGUGCCAUUAACAAAGCGACGACGAAGCAGAGGAAGGAUGAAGCUAAAGGUUUGGAAACGCAGAGGAAAUACAGGAUUGCCAACAGCGAGUUUCUGGAGAGCGUCGAUCAAGGGAUGUGUCUCAGUAUGCAUCAGCCUUGGGCUAGUCUUCUAGUGGCCGGGAUCAAGAUACACGAAGGUAGAACUUGGAGGACGGAUCAUAGAGGUCGCUUGUGGAUAGCGGCCGGUGCUAAGCAACCGGAAGACGAGGAUAUUCUAACGUGCGAGGAGAUGUACAGAGUAAUCUACAAUGAUGACACGAUCAAGUUUCCCAAGAAGUACCCGACCGGGUGUCUGUUGGGUUGCGUUUUCGUUGAAGAUUGCCUGGAGCAGAGCGCGUACAGGGAAAAGUAUCCGGAUGGAGAGAGCGAUUCUCCUUACGUUCUGAUCUGUUCGAAUCCGAUAAUAUUGCCGGUAUUCUAUCCAAUGCAAGGCCAGCACAAGAUUUUUCAAUUGUCUAAGGAAAUGCAUAUGACAACCAAGGCUGCACUGAUGUCAUCGAAAUGGAUUUAAUUUUGUAAUAAUAAAUAUAUUUGA